AUGUCGGACGGACAGCUGGGAUGGGAUUUCUCCCAGGUUUUCGGCGAGCGAGCGCCGGGAGAGGAGGUGCAGGACGCGGACGUGAUUAGUGCGGUGGAGUUUAACGUGGACGGGGAGAAACUCGCGACGGGAGAUCGAGGGGGGAGGGUGGUGUUGUUUGAGCGCAUGCACGCGAGUAAGGGUGCGGUGGAGGAGCUCAGGGCGCGAUUCGAUGAGGGCGGGUUUCGAGGGGCGGAGGGCGACCCGGAGGACGACGCGCGCGGAGGAGCUGCGUUUAGUGGGAGGAAGGAACCGGUGGAGUAUAGGUAUCUCACCGAGUUUCAAUCGCACGAGCCGGAGUUCGAUUACCUCAAAUCGCUUGAGAUUGAGGAGAAGAUUAACACGUUGAAGUGGUGUCACCAAGGGGCGAACGACGCCAAUUUUCUGUUGUCGACGAACGAUAAGACGAUCAAGCUCUGGAAGGUGUACGAGAAGCAUUUGGAGUGCGUGAGUGGGUACAAUGUUAAUAGGGAUGGUGAUAGUGUCGGGUUCAGGCGAGCAGUGGCGCCGGGAGCGUCCGCGGGAGUCUCGGAUGGCACCGAGCCGGGCGCGCUGCGGAUUCCAUCCGUCACACGCGGCGAGAGCAUUUUCACGGCGAGAAGCAGGCGUGUGUACGCAAACGCACACGCGUAUCACAUCAACUCGCUUAGUGUGAAUAGUGACGGUGAAACAUUCAUCAGUGCGGAUGAUUUACGAAUCAACUUGUGGCACUUGCAGAGCACGCAGCAGAGCUUCAACAUCGUGGACAUCAAGCCGGCUAACAUGGAGGACUUGAGCGAGGUGAUCACCGCGGCGGAGUUCCACCCGCAGCAUUGCAACUAUCUCGCGUACUCUUCGAGCAAGGGAACGAUUCGGCUAACGGAUUUGCGUCAGAAUUCAGUGUGCGAUUCGCACUGCAAGCUGUUCGAACUUCCCGAGCCGGCUGAGAAGAGGAGCUUCUUCUCGGAGAUAAUAGCCAGCGUGAGCGACAUCAAGUUUAGCAGAGACGGACGAUUCAUAUUAGCUCGUGACUAUCUCACGAUGAAGCUUUGGGACGUCAAGAUGGAGAGAGAGCCGGUGGCGACGGUGAACGUGCACGAGAACCUGAGACCGAAGCUGUGCGACUUGUACGAAAACGAUUCUAUUUUCGACAAGUUCCAAUGUUGCGUCAACCACGACGGGACGCAAAUUGCCACUGGAUCGUACGGAAAUAUAUUCAAGAGCUUCAACACCACGGUUCACGACGAUGGCGAGUCUGGCGGAUCAUUUGAAGUCUCCAAGGACCCUCGUCGCAGGCUCGGAGCCAGAGCGCGCGGCAACGGCUACUACGGCACAGCCGGCGGCGCGAACGAUUUUUUCAACCUUCCACCCGCAGAUUUCCGCGCCAGUAAGAUCUUGCACAUGGCUUGGCACCCGACGGAGGACAUCAUUGCAACCGCGGCGGCGAAUUCGCUUUACUUUUUUGCCGGCGGCGCGCCUUGA
Messenger RNA from Ostreococcus tauri, 1500 nucleotides. Its product is annotated as WD40 repeat. Bases 1 to 1500 code for a protein of 499 amino acids. Gene Ontology annotation, biological process: peptidyl-serine dephosphorylation. Gene Ontology annotation, cellular component: cytosol; protein phosphatase type 2A complex. Gene Ontology annotation, molecular function: protein phosphatase regulator activity; protein binding. Lineage: Eukaryota; Viridiplantae; Chlorophyta; Mamiellophyceae; Mamiellales; Bathycoccaceae. The transcript has a single exon. The record is from RefSeq and is a predicted model, not a curated record.